GCCACGUCAACCUACAGCCAUUUUCGAAGUAACCUGACCGAUUUACGUGUGCUUUACCUCCAACAACCAGCAUCAAAAUGAAUGUUUUUCGGCUUGUUGGUGAUCUUUCUCACUUGCUGGCUAUCUUAAUUCUUCUCUGGAAAAUAUGGAAGACCAGGUCCUGUUCAGGAAUCUCCGGAAAGAGUCAGAUCCUCUUUGCACUUGUCUUCACAUCGCGGUACCUAGAUCUCUUCACCAAUUUCAUCUCGCCCUACAACACAUUCAUGAAAGUCAUCUACAUUCUGUGCGCCUACGCCACCGUAUAUUUAAUCUACAUCAAGUUCAAGGCCACCUAUGACAGCAACCAUGACACGUUCAGGAUGGAGUUCCUGGUGGUUCCUGUGGGUGGCUUGGCGUUCCUUGUCAACCAUGAUUUCACUCCUCUUGAGAUCCUGUGGACUUUCUCCAUCUACCUGGAGUCAGUUGCCAUCUUACCACAGCUCUUCAUGAUCAGCAAGACCGGCGAGGCAGAGUCCAUCACAAGCCAUUAUCUCUUUGCCCUUGGUGCUUACCGAGCUCUCUACAUCGUCAACUGGGUCUACCGCUUCUACUUUGAGGGUUUCUUUGACCUGAUUGCCAUCGUGGCUGGCUGUGUGCAGACGAUACUGUAUUGCGACUUUUUCUAUCUAUACAUCACUAAAGUUAUGCAAGGCAAGAAGCUUUCGUUACCUGCAUAAAGCCAUCCUGCAUGUCGAGCCGCAUGUCAGCUCAGCCUACAGUUAUUCUUCAUCAAGGGUUUUUAUUAAGUUCAACUUGUAACAAACUUUAAUAUUUAGAUCACAUAGGCUUCUUUUUUGGGUAUUUUUUUUUGUAGGUGUGUUUUCGACUUGCCAUUAUUAUUUCCCCGUCUAGUUUUGCAAGACGUGCCUUGAACAUUUACCACGAGGCAGACUUAUUCUUUUGAGCAUGUAAAUCCUUAAGGCAUGUUGCGAAAUGGAUCUGGCUUUGCAUAAAAUGGGUAUAUAAAGUGGGUUUUGAUGGGUAUAACUGGGUAUCAGCCGGUUACCACAUGAACAGGUAUCCAAGAGCGGGUAUGGGCUCAUUUUACCAGACGCCAUCAUCACCCUUAGAUGCUAAAUCUUGGUUUCGCCAUUUUGUGAGUCAGAUUCCCUGACCACGGGCCUUCUGUAGCUCAUGUGUGGCUUCUGUGGGUGGGGUCUGUAUGUUCAGGAAUUUUUUUACCAUGCCUGCGUCUAAAAUGUGUUUAAAAAGAAGCAGGAACACAAAGAGAAAUGCUAUGUAAACUAUCUGUAAAGCGUGUAGACUAUUUAAUAGACAUAAUAAUACAAAGACAGUAACUACAGUAUUAAGAAGCUGUGAAAUAUUUUUCAAACUUUACCAUUUGCAGGCCUGGAAUUUCAUCUUCAAGAGGGCAAGGUCAUUUUAGUUUUCCAAUGGGCGCUUCCAUUGGAAAAUCAUAUAAUCUAUAGGAAACUUUUGAAGGGGCACUACGACCAAUACCAGGGCCAACAGAUGCCGUUGCUUCCAUGUAAUUCCAGCCCUCCAGCUGCAAAUUUUAGGGGUUGAUAAACUAGAAGUAUUAAAGCAAGCUUGUGGACUGUUUUCACACAAUUCAAAAGUUUGGGAUUGUAUUUUCACCAUAGUUUGAUGGUGUGUGAUGUCUUCAGUGUAACCAUGAACUGUUGACUUUUGGUGGCAAAUGUUGUCUGUCAUUAUGGUGUGGCCAUUGUUGUUGGGUUCCCUGUUCACACAAUGACAGUGACAGUGAAUAUUUUCAUUUAAUGUAAAGGUGCCUGACUGUUUUUUGUUUUCUUCCAUCCUCUAUUUGAUUAGAUUUAGGUAAUAAAUGGGGGAAAUCAAGUUGCUCUAUGUCAAAGGUCACAUGGUCAGAGGUCAUGUCCAUGUCUUAACCAAUCAUCACUACUUGAUGUUUCUUGCUAACUAUUUGAAUUGUACAUAACACAAAAAUACGUUUCUGUUUCAAAAAGAUGUUUCUUUUUCAAAUUCAUUAACCAGCUGGGAGGUUGAUCCCUUUAUAGUUUUAACUGGACUGUGUGGAUUAUUUGCAUAUUAAAAGCCAAAUGCCUCUAUCGGGUAGUCGAAAUUACCACGGCAACAGUGUAGCAGCCUGCAUUUUAAGCAGUGCACGAGUAGAUAAUUAAAAUGAAAUCCGAUUGUUACAUUUUUAUUUUUUUUGCUUUUUUUGCUUUAUAUGAGUAAUGAUAUUCCUGUGUUAUUUGUUAAGUCUUAUAUGAUGUUUUGGAUAGUGAGUAUAACUGACAACACCCAGAAAAAUUGAGUGGAUUGGUAUUUCAACCGUGUCAGAAUUUUAUCUAAGUUUUGCAUGUAAUGUUGCGUUGGGAAUACUUUUAUAUUGUGGCCAGUGGCCAUCUUGUUUGUACCUCAAUUCAUCAGUGCUGGAUGUAAAGAGAGUCGUGAACGAAGAGAAAGUAUUUGUUCACUUGUACAGGUUGUUGGUUCGAUUUGGUUACAAUCCCUUUCAUAUCUUUGAAGACAACAAGAAAUUAUGAAAAAUAUUUGUUAAGUGCUGCAGCUUAUCAUCGCUCGAUUGGUUAUGACAUUUUGCACACAUUUGUUUGUAAUGAUAGUUUCAGCUUGAUCAAAGUCUGUUGGUUAAAUCAAUUGAAUUAUUUCAUUUACCUUUUCAAUAAUAUUGCAAGUAUUCCAAACUUGUAUAUUUUGUACAGUGACCCGAAAUCAACAGUUUUUGUAGAGUCUUGUUUGCCUAAUGUAAAAACUUAUGUUAUUUUGUUUGUUUGUAGAGUGAUCGAAAGAGCUUUUGUUUUACAUUAAUACAUUAUAAUGUCAACAUUAGUGUAUUGCAUUCAAAAACAUGUAAGUGUACAUGUACGUUUCACUAGGAAGGUGUUCCAUUAAAAUGGGGGACUUUUUAAUUUUGGAUUCCCACGAACCUUAUAAAUAAACGAUGCGUGUUGUUUCAUAA
Messenger RNA from Asterias rubens (European starfish), 2965 nucleotides. RefSeq names its product ER lumen protein-retaining receptor 2. Gene Ontology annotation, molecular function: ER lumen protein retrieval receptor activity. The coding region runs from base 78 to 716 and encodes 212 amino acids. The transcript is spliced from 4 exons. Gene Ontology annotation, biological process: endoplasmic reticulum to Golgi vesicle-mediated transport; protein retention in ER lumen. Lineage: Eukaryota; Metazoa; Echinodermata; Asteroidea; Forcipulatida; Asteriidae. Gene Ontology annotation, cellular component: endoplasmic reticulum; cis-Golgi network; membrane. The record is from RefSeq and is a predicted model, not a curated record.